Messenger RNA from Lymnaea stagnalis (great pond snail), 6376 nucleotides. The record is from the annotation of a GenBank genome assembly. Lineage: Eukaryota; Metazoa; Mollusca; Gastropoda; Lymnaeidae.
AGUUCACAGCAGUCGCCCAGCACAACAAGAAAGUUUUUGUUGAUCUUAUGUUUUGGAAGAGCAGAAAUGAGGCUUUGGCGAUUACAGGAGAUUAUGACUUCCAGGCUAAAAGGUUGGUGUCUCCCUUCUGUCGUAGGUAUUUGAUCAUCUCACCAUGUUAUCUAAUCCAUGACCAGAGGCUGCCAACUUCAUUAAGGUUCUGCCAGUCUCCCUCACACUGAAACAGGACACGCGGCAAAGCUGCUCAGUGACACAACACGCCCGUCACGCGGCAAAGCUGCACACUGAAACAACACGCCCGUCAUGCGGCAAAGUUGCACACUGACACAACACACCCGUCAUACGGUGAAGUUGCACACUGACACAACACGCCCGUCAUGCGGCAAAGUUGCACACUGACACAACACGCCCAUCAUGUGGCGAAGUUGCACUCUGACACAACACGCCCGUCAUGCGGCAAAGUUGCACACUGACACAACACACCCGUCAUACGGUGAAGUUGCACAUUGACACAACACGCCCGUCAUGCGGCAAAGUUGCACACUGACACAAUACGCCCAUCAUGUGGCGAAGUUGCACUCUGACACAACCUGCCCGUCAUGUGGUGAAGUUGCACUCUGACACAACACUCACAUGCCAUGGAGUAGCUCAUAGUGGUCAUCCAGCCAAACAACAGAAGCAUCUGACUUUCUUUAGUCAUCUUAACAACCUUAGCUGCCCUUGCCUUGAAGUCUAUUAUCUUUCAUAGCUCAAAUUUAAAACAUGAGCUAUAACAUUGUAAAUAAAACAAUGAAAAUUAGUCUCACUGUAAAAAUUACAAAAAUAUGCGUAAGGGAAGCUUUUGGCUUUUCAAGGAUGACAAUGUGGCCAAAGUAACAUUGAAGGGGAAGGUCAGUGGCUUUGAACUCUUUGUUUACUCUUGCUUUAGAGGGGUCACCUGAUGUUUAUUUCAAACAAAUUUAAAUGAUUUUUCUAAUUUCAGCAAGGGAAAAGUUUUGUGGUCAGAACACGAAGAACAAGAAUUGGUGAUUCUAUAUGAGAAGUACAGGGAUGUCCAGCACCCAGGUAAUUAACAAGCAUGAUGGUAGCCCUAACUGGAUAGAUGGGAAAAAAAUCUGUACAAAACCUAGUUACAAGCAUGAUGGUAGCACUAUUUGCAUAGAUGUGAACAAGCCUUCACAAAGCCUUCUAGGAGUAAAUAUUGCUCAUACAGUUGUGGGCGAGGGUGGAAUAUGAGCAGCUAGAUCAGAGGCUCUCAACCUUCCUAAUGCCGCGACCCCUUAAUACAGUUCCCAUUAUUGUGGCGACCCCCAAUCGCAAAAUUCUUUUCGUUGCUACGUCAUAACUGUAUGUGUUUUCUGAUGGUCAAAAGGGGUCGCAACCCACAGGUUGAGAACCGCUGAGUUAGAUUAAUUAAUUGCUUUGGGAUUAGGAAGACCUAAUUCUUUGGAAACUGUAUUUCAUUAGUAGAUUGGGCAGGCUAAAUAUUUUAGGGCUAUAUUUUAUUGGUAGAUUGGGCAGGCCAAAUUCUUUGGGAAUGUUCAUUGGUAGAUUGGGCAAACCAAAUUCUUUGGGGACAAUAUUUCAUAUGGAGAUUGGGCUGAUCAAAGUUUUAGAGGACUAAAUUUCAUAGGUAUUUCAUAUUAGCCAGACCAAAUUCUAUGGAGACUACCUUUUAUUGGUAGCUUGAACAAGCCUUAUUCUUAGGGGAUUAUAGUUUCUUCUCAGUGUUGUUCCAGCUGUAAUUAUGGGCUGACUUAACUUUUCUUGAUGCUUGAACAGAAAUGGACACAGCUGACCUCAUCCUCAAGGAAUUAACUUCAUCGCAUACGAGACUUCAAAUUCUUAAAGAGCUGAAACGACAGGGACUAAUUACGAGUGCUAAAGACUUAACAAAGAAAGUUUACAGGUGAAAUAGAUCUAUUUAAAUUAAAAAGAUUAAUGUUUGCAACUCACCCAUGACCGCAAUACAUAAUAAAUAAGUUACUUUAUUAAUCGUUUAUCAAAUUUUUUUAUUUUUUUUAAACUUGAAUAGUAUGACAAUGUGCGUUAAGUUUUUAAAAAUUAUUUCUUAAAAUAUUUUUUUUAUUAUAAUAAGAAAUGAAACAUUUUUUUUAAAUGUAAAGAUUGCACAUUGAAAAUAUAGGAACCUGGCAUUCAAUAACCCAUUUACAGCAUUUUAAUUUGUUUAUGUACAAAUAGCUCUCUGUUUUUUUUAAUGUGUUUUGAAAGCAUAAUGUAAGCUUUGAGCUUAAUGUUGAAAGCAUUCUCUUAGUGUUAAUAACAGUUAAUAAGGAUAUGGUACGCUCUAUUGAGAUGAAGAAUCUUCUUAUGACCUCGCCAAAGAGAACAUUAACAUGCAGUGUCUCGUUGUUAACAUGCCGUGUCUCGUUAACAGGCAGUGUCUCGUUAACAUGCCGUGUCUCGUUAACUUGCCGUGUCUCGUUAACAUGCCGUGUCUCGUUAACAUGCAGUGUCUUGUUAACAUGCAGUGUCUUGUUAACAUGCAGUGUCUCGUUAACAUGCAGUGUCUCGUUAACAUGCAGUUUCUCACCUAUUUAUGGCUUCCAUUUUCCCAUUUCUGUAUUUUGUUCCUUGCUUGUGAUCCAUUUUUUGGAUCUGUAUCAUUUAAGUGAAGUAGCUGAUCACAUUCAUCAUUCAGUGGCUCCUUCCCACACACACUAUCAUUCAGUGGUACCUUCCCACACUCACUAUCGGUCAAUGCCUCCUUCCCACACACUCAUUCAAUGCUUCCUUCCCACACACUAUCAUUCAAUGCUUCCUUCCCACACACUAUCAUUCAAUGCUUCCUUCCCACACACUAUCAUUCAAUGCUUCCUUCCCUCACACUAUCAUUCAAUGCUUCCUUCCCACACAACUAGCAUUCACACACUUUUUGAUAAUGGAGAAUAUUUUUAUUUAUCCACUGAGUUUAUACAGAUUUAUCCACUGAGUUUAUAUAGAUUUAUCCACUGAGUUUAUACAGAUUUAUCCACUGAGUUUAUACAGAUUUAUCCACAGAUGAAGAGGAUGUGAAGGAAAUUGCCUAAUUUUAAUCAUGAGCAUAGAAAAGGGAGGGGUGGGGGGUGACCUUGACAGCAAUUUUUUUGGUGUCGCUAUUUUCUGUCCACUUCAUUGUCAAUAGAUAUGGCUGAUGCUUGUGUAUUGCGUAAGUCUCGUAAAUGAGGGUCGGCAAUGUCAAGAACCUAUGGCUGAUAUUUGUGUAUUGCGUAUGUCUUGUGAAACAGGGUCGGCAACGUCAAGAACCACCAGCUAUAGAUAUACUCCGCUGAUUGUAAUAUAUGAUAUUAUUAUGAAUAAAUAGGUGAAAAUGUUUGUUCCAACCUUUUCAUUGUAUUACAACUUGAAGACUUUGUAAUUGGCCAACAAACUUCAAAAAUAACAAGAUUUAGUUGCUAAAGUAUUUAUUUGUAUUCAGAUUAGCACAAUUAAGCACCUUAAUUUUUAGAAGAAAAAAUAUUCAACAUGAUUCAAGGAGCAACUAUGAAAACAAUCUUUUUUUUUUUUAUUGUGUCUGUUUUAAAGGAAAAAUUGGACUGAAGAAGAAGUUGACUCUCUCCGAGCUCUGUUUCAAGAACACAAAGACUCGAAUUGUGAGUAAUCACCAGUCUUGUUCUCCCACUUAUUUUCCAGUGGCGAUUGUUUUGCUACUUUACUUGUUGACAUGAGGCUGGUUGUUUCCUUUUAACCUAUUUCUACAGAACUUUUGUCCUGUGGCUGUGGAAAAUUAUGUGACCUUUGCCCUCUGUUGAGCAUUACCAUUUUUAACCUAUUCCUGUUUUUAAUCUCAUCCUGUCUUUAACUUUACCGGUGUGUAAAAAAAAUAGUUUUUAAUUAGUCUUUAAGUAUGCACUAUACAAUAAACGUUCACUUAAGAUGGUAUAGCAAUGAGACCAAUAUAAUAUUAUUUAUAAACAAGUAAUCAUUUUUUCUUGGAAUUCAGCUAAUCCCAGAGAUUUAAAAUUUUGUUUCACAGUUUAGUCGAGUUAAACAUUUUAAUCUUUUAAAGUUUACCCUCUCCUCAGUUUACUUAUUCUGAAAUAAUUGCACUUAAAAUUGAUGUCCGAAACAAAGAGACCCACCGUUUCCUUUGAAAACUUCAACUACUAACUCUGGAUGCAUUUAACCCAAGAAAUUCAAUGACGAUACAUCGGCUAAAUUAGUAGUACAUCAGCUAAAUUAUUCGGCUGCCUCUGAUCAUGUCAAGAUUUUGUGUAUUCAAUCCCCGUAUUCGCACACCAGAAAUUUUAACAUCAUCUAUUUCGUAUUUGUUUCUCAAGUAAUAACAUAAUUAGUUUUUACUAAAUUUUUAUAAAUAAACAACCUCAUAGUGGAUUUGAUGUGUGCUGUUCACCUGUGAAAAUUUAAUCAGCUGCUUGCUCAUAUGCCUCGUGUUGAUGUUUUAUGCAACUCUCUGUUUAAUAAUUUCAUAUUAGAAAUAGGGGACAGAGGUGGGGGCUGAAUUAAAUUUUCAGUCACUCCAAAAAAAGUUUCGCCCUUGACAUUUUAAGAUCUGGUUGGAGGUCAUGAUUGAAUUUACUUGUUCAAACAAAAAUAUCUAAAUUACCAAGUAUAUCAGGGGUCUCAAACUCACGGCCAGUGCGUUUUCCUCAUUGUCAUAUCUAUAAUGUGACCCUCCAUGACAAUCACCGACUAGUCUAAUUCUGAUUUUAUUAUGUUUAUUAAGGUUUGGACGUUGAUUACAAUGGUAAAAACCAUUUUAAAAUCGAACUUAAAGUUUUUAUUUUAAAGCAUUUUAUGAGACAAACAUGGCGGCCAAAGUGCGGUUUUGAGAAAAGUUUAAAAAGUCAGUUAGUGGGUAAUGCACAAGCAUAAUUGUGUAAAUCCUUGCAAUCUGACACAGUAUCAAAGCAAAGAAUCUGUAUCAAAAUUGCCACUAGUGUUUAUGAGUGAGGGAAAUUCAGAGCCUGUCAGCUUGAUCACUUUCAAAAUAGUGUAAGUCAAAAAGGCCUUUUCUAUGAUAAAAAAAUCAAAAUUCAUUCUCCCUACAAUUGCGUCUUCCUUCACAUCAGUUGUAUUGCCUGCUCCUGCCUACUGUUUGAACACGUUGUAGUCUUUAAAGCCUUCAUAAUCUUCAUGGAGAAGGAUGGGGUAGUUGUUCCUGUACUAAGUGAUCCCAGAUGGCUCAUGGACUUGGCUUUUCUAGUUGACAUUACACAGGAGCUGAAUGUCCUCACCAAGAAGUUACAAGGCCAGGGGCAGCUUGUCAGUGUUGCCUAUGACAAUGUCAGGGCAUUCUGCACAAAACUUGUGUUAUGGAAAGCCCAGCUUUCUCAGAGAAACCUCUGCCUUUUCCCAAAAUGCAAAGUACCGGUACUCAUGGACUCUGGCACCAUUCAGUAGUAAGUAUACUGAUGCCGUUGCAAAGUUACAGAAAGAAUUUAAUCACAUGUUUGCAUACACACAGACACUUUUCAAAUUUUUGCUGACCCUUUCUCCUUCAAUGUGGAAGAUUUCCCCCCACCCCCCUCUUUUUUUUUUUUCCCCUUCAAAUUGAGCUGAUUGAUCUUCAGUGCAAUUCUGAUUUCAAGGCUAAGUUCAGGGAGGUGAAUGGAAAAACAGACAAGCAUGGACAAUUUAUGAGAGGAUUGCCCUCCACCUUCCCUGAGAUUUCCAGGUUGUUCAGGCGGACCAUAUGACUAUAUGGGAGAACUGUCUAUGUGAAAAGCUCUUUUCCACUAUGAACUUUAACAAGUCAAAAUUUCAGGGCCAACACAUACUAAUGAGCAUCUUCAAGCUAUACUGAAUGUCUCAGUUGCUUCCUCACUCAAGCCAAAUGUUGCUCAGCUGUGUAAGAAGAAGCGCUGCCAGGUUUCUGGCAACAAAGAGUGGGAGGAAGAAAGUAAAGCCUAGUUCUUGAGAACCCUUAAUGUUUUUAUUUAUUAUUAAUGAAGGUUCAGCAGAUUGUAACAGUUGCACUUUAUUGAAUUUGUCAUCACUUUUUUGUGGAAUACUUGAUGCGGCCCAGUCUACUCAGACUCUGCUGAGUAGAAUUUGAUACCCUCAGAUAAUUUGAGUUUGAGACCCCUGGAUAAUUUGAGUUUGAGACCCCUUAAUGUAUAUGUAUUAAAUCAAAUGGGCUUGUAAUGUUAUGUAUACUCUAUAUAACUCUCAGAUUUUGAAGAAAGAUUUUAAUUACAUGAUGAUCUAAUAUAAUUAUUGAACGGGAAAAAAAUCCCCUGCUUACUGUAUUGUUCUUUCACAGACCCAAUCUCAGAUAUCAUGAAGUCCAGCACAUUGGAUAAAUCCCGAAAGUCAGUCAUCGACAAAAUAUUAGAGCUGAACUUGGUGGAUGAUAAAAAUGAAUUGAUGAAGAAAAAAUCAGGCAGGAGGC